AUGCCUGUCCGCUACAAUCUUCGUUCUGCUCCUCACUUCUCUCCUUCUUUUCCGACGGCCCUGGUCAACCCGACCCGGAAGACCCGUUCUUCUAGCGACGUGCGACGUAUUCCUCCUUCUUCUCCCAUCUCGACUUACCUUUCCUUGGUGCGACGUCCUGGUUCUUCUUCUUUUUCUUCUCUGGCCCUGGCUAAGCCUGCCAUCGGAGCACGCUUCCUUGGUUUGCCGCGGCGUAUUCCCCCUCUUUCUCUCAGUGCUCCUCUUAUUGUGCCUUCCGUUUUGUCUCCUGCUGUGUCACCCAUUCUGUCUGUCCUUCCUCUUGUUCAAGUUUCUUCUUCUCCGACGUCGCUGGCCAACCACUCCAUUGUGGCUCGCUCCUCUGGUUCGGCGCGGCGGGUUUCCCCUGCUCCUUCCACCUCUCGCAUCGUCAAGUCGGUUCGCUGGGCUCCACAGGAAGACUGGCCUCGCCCUGUCUCUCCUCCACGGCUUCGAUCCAUUCUCAAGUCUCGACCAGCCGUCACGGUCCAGCCUCAAUCCUCGUUCGACUCUAUCAUUUCGCUUGGACGCACGAUUCGAUCCUUCUUUACUGCUCGACCUGACGAUACACUCUUUUCGGGCAAGUCUCGCAAGACAGUUUCCUGGAGACACUCUCUUGUUGAAGCCAAAACUAUCGAAAACCGCAAUGCUCUUAAGCACACUGAUAGUCUCAUUUGCCCCCGGACCUAUCGGAAGGUUGAACCGAUCAAAAAGUUUCGAUUCAAUGCCACUCUUUACAGCUUUUCGAGAACACAGGCCAACAGACCUCCUUCUGUCAACACUCAUUCAACCGCAAAUGCCGCCAGCAAAGUGAUCACCUCUUCUACUCGAAACAUGCAUCCAAUCCGCAGGAUUCCUUCAAAUCUCCUAGACAGCGCUUUGUUCUGGUCAAUCACUACCAACCUCCAGCCUAAGGUCAUCCACAAUCCUGACUCUGCUACCUCCCUCAUGUCUCAGGCUGGUUCCUCCGUCACUGGAUUGCUCAAUGUCCUCCGCAUUCAGGCGAUCAACAUGUUCGGACUCUGA
Molecule: messenger RNA, 1062 nt
Organism: Penicillium antarcticum
Lineage: Eukaryota; Fungi; Ascomycota; Eurotiomycetes; Eurotiales; Aspergillaceae
Exons: 1
Coding region: 1-1062 (353 amino acids)
Source: RefSeq, a predicted model, not a curated record